UUCUCUCAUAAAAAAUAAAACAAUUCCCAGUUGUUGAUUUGAUCAACAAUGGAAGGUUUAGUAAAGGGGUUGUUGAAUGUGGCUUUUGGCAAUGAUGAAAAUGAAAGAGACAAUCAAGAUCGUGAUGAACGGUCAAGAUCCAGUUGGGCGCAGGUGGUGACAGGGGAGCAGGAAGAUGAUGGGGUUAACAGUGAUCGUAGAACUGGAUAUAAUAGACAGGAUGAGAGAUAUGGGAGAAAUGAGGAAUCAAGGCCUCACGUGAUUCCCCAAAAGCCGUCUCAAAACAUGCAGGCUUCACCUCAGGGGUACCAAAGAAAUGAAGACGAGAGGAGAGACAAUGUCAACCAAAGCAGUUGGAAGCAAAAGGAGGACGAGGGAAACAAUGACGGCUGGGAGACAGUCCAGAAAAAGCCUACUAAACGGCACCAACAGGUAAAAAUGGAUUCUUGGAACAAUUACAAAAAACCUCUUGAUGAGCAACAUUACUCUAAUGAGGUUGAAUAUGGAGUUGACAUGGAACCCUCCAAAGAAGAGCUAUCAGACUUAUCGAAAGCUUGCAACAAGCUCUGGGAACUUGAUCUUAACCGCUUAGUUCCAGGGAAAGAUUACCAGAUUGAUUGUGGUGAAGGAAAAAAGGUGUACAAUAAAGAUGAUAUGGCAGAAGGAUGCUUAUUUUCCUGGCUGAAUGACGAUGUAUUUAACAAGCCUUCUUAUUCUCGUUUCUGUUCCCUUUUGGAUAAUUAUAAUCCACAUCAGGGUGUUAAGGAGAAUGUAACACCUGAAGAAAAGCGAGAACAAACAGCAUUCAUAGAAGAGAUCAGUAGAACUGCACCAAUUAAAUAUCUGCACAAGUAUCUGUCAUUGAAAGGCAUAGUUUCUGGUAAUUAUGAAGAAUUUAAGAGAAUGUUGACACGUCUCUGGUUCGACCUUUAUAGUCGAGGUGGUACAUCCGCUAGCUCUUCAGCUUUUGAACAUGUUUUUGUUGGAGAGAUAAAGGAACGCGGGGAGAAAGAGGUGUCUGGAUUUCACAACUGGCUUCAGUUCUAUUUAGAGGAAGCUAAGGGCAAUGUUGACUAUCAAGGAUAUAUUUUCCCCCGAAGGCGUGGAGAGAUUCCCGACUCAGAAACUCAACUACUCACUAUACAAUUUGAAUGGAACGGCGUCCUCAAAUCUGUGUCAAGCAGUUUGAUUGGAGUUAGCCCCGAAUUUGAAGUUGCCAUCUACACUCUCUGUUACUUUGUUGGAGGGGAGGAAAACCACGUCGAGAUUGGUCCAUAUCCUGUUAAUAUUAAAUGUUAUCGAUUGGGAGAUAGCAUUGGCUCUGCUUUCCCUGUGGCUGAAUGUUGAAUGUCACACACAUCAUUUCUGUUAUCUCCAUUACUGGACCAAAUAUGUUUGUGGGAUUUUACCAUUUGUUUAAGAAAUAUUCUUGUCUGGUAUUAUCCGCGCUUCUAUUGCUGUCAUAUUCGAACUGCUGGUGAAAUGAAAUGCUGAAUAUUGUUCUGUUCUA
This is a messenger RNA of Solanum verrucosum, 1510 nucleotides long. RefSeq lists its product as uncharacterized. The coding region runs from base 49 to 1347 and encodes 432 amino acids. The record is from RefSeq and is a predicted model, not a curated record. NCBI's taxonomy places the organism in Eukaryota, Viridiplantae, Streptophyta, Magnoliopsida, Solanales, Solanaceae. Gene Ontology annotation, molecular function: RNA endonuclease activity. The transcript has 8 exons.